Molecule: messenger RNA, 381 nt
Organism: Brassica napus (rape)
Lineage: Eukaryota; Viridiplantae; Streptophyta; Magnoliopsida; Brassicales; Brassicaceae
Product: glutathione S-transferase T3-like
Exons: 1
Coding region: 1-381 (126 amino acids)
Source: RefSeq, a predicted model, not a curated record
AUGGAAAACUCCACUUGCUUUGUAAACCUUUUAGCUAGCCAAGGGUGUGUUGAGCUUGACUCAUCGGAACCCCUUUGCUUUAACAGCCAAUGUUCCGAUGAGUCUACUGUCAAAGAGAGGAAGAAAUGGACACCAAAGGAGGAUAUAAUCCUCAUUGGUGCUUGGCUCAACACCAGCAAAGACCCUAUAGUCGGGAAUGAACAAAAAGCUGGUAAGUUCUGGCAGAGGAUUGUACAGUACUACAACUGCAGUCCUCAGCUGGUUGGGACAAUCCCAAGAGAACUUGGGCAAUGCAAGCAAAGAUGGGCUAGGAUCAAUGAUUUGGUGUGUAAAUUUUCGGGCUGCUACGAGAUGGCAUUGAGGGAGCAGAGGAGCGGGUAA